Rhipicephalus microplus (southern cattle tick) is the source of this 549-nucleotide messenger RNA. Its product is annotated as protein ANTAGONIST OF LIKE HETEROCHROMATIN PROTEIN 1-like. The record is from RefSeq and is a predicted model, not a curated record. NCBI's taxonomy places the organism in Eukaryota, Metazoa, Arthropoda, Arachnida, Ixodida, Ixodidae.
GGUGCGGCCUGUCUUUUUGGCGCGAAAACAGGAAGGCCUGUACCACACAGCCAUGCGUCGAAUGCGGGAAGGCGACCAGCAGUUUUUUUUUAAGUUUUACCGCAUGUCACCCGCGCUGUUCGACAAGUUGCUGGGCUUUGUUGCUGCGCACUUGACACGGCAGCACUUCAUACGAGAGCCCCUGGAGCCAGGCGAAAGGCUUGCAAUAACCUUGAGCUACCUGGCUUCAGGGCUGGACAUCUGCAACGUGGCCCUCGCCUACCCUGUCGGCAUUGAAACUGCCCGGAGAAGCAUUCACUUGAUCUGUAGAGCCAUUUGGGCUCGUCUGAAGGACCACUUUAUGAAGGUACCAACCAAGGCUGACUGGGCCAAGAUUGCUGGUGACUUCACCCGGCGUUGGCAGUUCCCAAACUGUUUGGGGGCUGUUGACGGGAAGCACGUCGCCAUCACCUGCCCGCCGAAAUCUGGAAGUGCCUUCUUCAAUUACAAGGAGGUGUGCUGAAAACGCCUUCGGCAUCACAGCGGCCAGGUGGCGCAUACUGCUCCGCA